AUGCCUCCCAAACACGCUAAAGGUAAAACAACGAUUUUAAAACCCACUCAUGGGUCUGGUCUAAACCCUGCGCACUUGCCUGCGGAGACUCAACUGCAUCUCAGUGAUGAACAACCACGCGAGCCUAUGGCAAACACUUUCAAUCCACAUGAAGUGUUCAGCUCACACAGCCACAGCAAUCUGUCUUUGGGUACACAUGCCGGUUAUGUGCCCUUCAAUCAUGACAACUACGACAAUAACCCUGGCCCAUCAUCAAGCGCUCGUCCUGAUCCUUUUUCAAGCGCUCACACAGGUCCAUCAUUAAUCGCUUGCGCUGAUUCACGUGACGGUUAUACACCCUUUCACCACGAUAACUACAACACAUACGCUAGUUCAUCAUCGAGUGCUCAUACUAAUCCAUAUGCCAGUUAUGUGCCUUUCGACCACGAAAACCGUGACACUCACAGCGUGAGCACUGAUCCAUCGUCGAGUGCUUACAUGGGUACUGCCCCCAACUACCAAUCCUUGGGUCACUUUGGUACCAGUCAUGACAUUCCGCCGUAUCAACCCUCAAGCUCCUAUGGGAACUCACUGUCUGGAUAUGAGAAUGCGCAAUCUGGCUAUGAAAAUCCGUAUGGAUCACUUGAGAGCCCAUACAACAACCCCAAUCAUCCCAAUGAACUUUCGGAUGUUGACAAUAUGUCAGGUACAGCACCCAACCCACAUCACAUACAGGUGCCGCCAUCGUUCGACAAUGACGAAACUGAACCACCUCCGGAGCCCCAACGCAGUCCUCUCCCCGUUACAAUGGGUGAGAUACCGGAAUCGCAGGUCAUCCAUGACCUGCACAAUCAUCUAAUAGAUGACAACCCCGAUCCCACUCAUCAGAACCCUACUGAUACUGCUGCAACAACGCAGGCGGCUGCAAGCCGUGCAGAAGCGCCAAAUGAACAGCAUUACUUUGAGGUCACGGGAGCUGUCCGUGAUCAGAUCUUCCAGCGCUCACAAGAACUCGUGGUAGGCAUCAUGUUUACAAAAGAUGCUGUCCUGCAUGAUUUGGGAAUCAUGCAUGGACAUGACUACUAG
Suillus subalutaceus is the source of this 1065-nucleotide messenger RNA. RefSeq lists its product as uncharacterized. Lineage: Eukaryota; Fungi; Basidiomycota; Agaricomycetes; Boletales; Suillaceae. The record is from RefSeq and is a predicted model, not a curated record. The transcript has 5 exons. Bases 1 to 1065 code for a protein of 354 amino acids.